This is a messenger RNA of Serendipita indica DSM 11827, 852 nucleotides long. Lineage: Eukaryota; Fungi; Basidiomycota; Agaricomycetes; Sebacinales; Serendipitaceae. The record is from the annotation of a GenBank genome assembly.
AUGUCCACGCGUCGAAGGGACAGGUCGCGCUCUAUUUCAUUGGAACGACCUCCAAGAGGUGUUUCUGAGAUUACAGAAAAGGAUUUUUUCCUCAAACACGACGCCUUCCAGCUUUGGCUGAGGGAGGAAAAGGACAAGUACUUCACCGAAUUGAGUGGCGAAAAGGCGCGCAGCUAUUUCCGCAAGUUUGUCAAGAGCUGGAACAGAGGGCGACUGGACAAGAAGUAUUACGAGGAUACAGACGGUGCCCAAAGAGCAGCAUCUUCGACGUCGUACAGAUGGGCCUUUGCCAGUAGUGACAAGGUCAGCGAAAAGGAGAUUCGUGGAGCUAGAGACGCAGUCAGGGAGGCUACAAACAACGCCCGUGGAGACCUGCGUCCUGUCCAGGGACCAACACUCCCACCUUUGGACGAUCAUCAAGGUGGCGCUUCGGCCUCGGAUAGACAAUACGAACGAGAGAUGGAGGAGGAAAGGCGACAGAUUGAGCAGAAGUUUUCGCGUAAAAGGGCUCGAGCCGAGGAUAAUGACCGAAUCGAGGACGCAAUAGGUCCUCGCGAAGUUGGACGUGAGAGAAUGCUAGAGAACAAGCGCGCAAGAAGGGAAGGCGAUCGAGCCUUUCGAGAGAAGGAUACCGAGCCAGAUAUCGACGCAGAUUCGCUGAUGGGAGGUGACAGUUUCCAAGCGAGGCUUGCCCAGCGCGAUGCGGCUCGCAAGCGAUUCGAGGAAAAGAGGCGUGGCGAGCGUGAAGCAAAGGAACAAGCAAGCCGAGAUAGAGUGGAAAAUAUGCGGCAGAAAGACAAAGCAACCAUGGAAAUGUUCAAAGCUCUCGCGAAAGAGCGCUUUGGGAAUUGA